This is a messenger RNA of Paramecium primaurelia, 1243 nucleotides long. NCBI's taxonomy places the organism in Eukaryota, Ciliophora, Oligohymenophorea, Peniculida, Parameciidae. The record is from the annotation of a GenBank genome assembly.
UAUGUUAAGGCAUUUAAUCAAAAACAAUUUUUCAAAACUUUCUAAAGGUCUUAUAUUCGAAAAUAAAAAAGGGAGCAAAUUAUUAUUCUCCAAAACUAUUCCUGAAAAAGACAUGCUGAAAAAAGCAAAGAAUCCUGAUUAGUUUUUAAAAAUUGAAACGAGAUUAUAGCUCUUAUUUGAUUAAUAUAAAACAGAAAAAGUAUUGUAAUACGAUUUAUUAAUAUUAAAGCAAUCAAGUAAAUUUCGAUAAUUUUCUUUAAAUUAAAGAAGAAUUUCUAAAGUAAGAUUUUGAAAAAAAUAUAUUUUUCUCAUUUGUCAACACAAAAUUCUAAAAAGAAAAUCACCCUAAAUAUUUUUAUUUUUAAUGUUAAAUGAUUAAUGAAUUUUUAGAACGUUAUGAUAAAGAAAUAACAGAAAAAGAGAUUUAUGCACUAUUAAAUGCUAUAUAAAAUGGAUUAUUUUAUGUUGAGGAUUAAUAUUUUUUAAAAAUAAAAAAAGUAAUUUUUACAGUAGAAGAGGAAUAAUUUAUAUUAGAUAUCUAUAAUAAAUUAUGUGGAAAAUUAAGCAUAAAUUUAUCAAAUGAUAAAUAAAUUAAAGCUCUUUGUUAAUUAAUGAAAUAUAUCAAGAGAUAUAGUACUUCUAUAUUAGAUUAGAUAAAUUAACAAUUAUUAGCUUCCAUAGAUAAAUAAAUUAGUUUAGAAUAAAAAUUAUAUUACACUUUGUUUUUAGUAAAAGCAGGAAUCAAUUAUUUUCCUUAAAUAAUUUAUUAAGUAAAUUUUUUUAAUUAAUUUAGUUAAGAGAUGAGGUUCUUGAAAAUGAGAAAAUUUUAAAUUUACCAAGUUCAACUUUAUUUGAAUUAUUUGAAAUUUUUGGCAGAUGUAGUAGAGUAACACUAUGUUCAUCAGCAACUUAUAAAUUAUUUACAACAAUAAUCUAAACAAAAAAUUAUUCAUAAUUAACUUUAACUUAAUAAGUACUUUUACUUUAUUAUGGAUCUAAAACAUUAACUAUCCAACAUAGUACAUUAAAACCUCUAAUUGAAUAAAAAUUAUCUGAAUUAGAUUCAUUAAAAGGAAUAAAUUUUAAAAUAUUUCUAUUGACUUUAUACAAUACUAAUUACAAAAGUUUGGGUUCUCUAAAAAAUUUAGAGAAAAUAAAAAUAAGAUUCUCAGAGAUUGAAUAAACAGCUCGUUUUUCAAAAGAGGAAUUAAAAUUUUUUAAUGAUUUAAUGUAUUGUUUAUGA